Molecule: messenger RNA, 7950 nt
Organism: Hylaeus volcanicus
Lineage: Eukaryota; Metazoa; Arthropoda; Insecta; Hymenoptera; Colletidae
Gene: Mekk1
Product: mitogen-activated protein kinase kinase kinase 4
Exons: 18
Coding region: 79-4161 (1360 amino acids)
Biological process (GO): MAPK cascade; protein phosphorylation
Molecular function (GO): protein kinase activity; ATP binding
Source: RefSeq, a predicted model, not a curated record
UGCGCCAAGUCGCUCAGUUAACGUGGGUUAACGUCGGCAGCGCUGCAUGAGAUGUGAUAUGUUUCUUAUUUGCGAAGAAUGUUGGGUUACGAUAGACAAAGCCAUGCUACGAAAAAUCUCUUCUCAGACUCUUCCGACGAUGAUACCGGUUACGUUAGCAAAAAAGGAUCGAGCAGCGCAACCAGCGAAUUCGACGAGUCGAUACAAGCAAUGUGCGAUAUUUACGGACAGACGCCGCCGAGAACACGACUGAAUCGCAAGAAGAGGUAUAUGAAGCAGAAACUGAGUGGAGGAGAUGUUAAGUCGUUAGAGAAAGAAACGCCAUCGAAAGCAACGAUUCGCAGACGAAACACUUUGGACAACAUAAUAUUUAACGAGAUGUGCGACAAAGCAGACAGAGAUUGCGAGAACGAGUUCAAUCAGGACAUAACGAAGGAAGAGAAUCGAAAAUGUAAGAGAAGCUUGAAAUUGUUGCGCGGCAACGAAAGGGACUUAAAACUGGACAUGGAAGUGGCGUACAAUUAUGCCGAUAGAUCGGAUCACUACAAAGCGUCCACCCCGAAUCAUAUGAAGAUUGAAACUAGAAAUAGAUUUCGAAGUCUGCGGUCAAAGCCCGUCGAUAUAGAAGAGAAGAGGGUUCAAUAUGAAGUUGAAGAGCAAAGUUUAACUUCGGAUACCACGGAAUCAGUUGUUCAGUCGCCGAGGGCGCUGAGUUUUAAGGAACGAGAAAUAUUUCACGACACAUUUUCUUUUCUGAUUAGACUGGGAAGUACAGAACGCAGUUGUCGUCGUCAAAUGAGUCACGAAGAAUCUCGAUGGCAAAACGAAUUGAAAGACUUGAUAUGGCUCGAAUUACAAGCUCACCAUGCAGAUCGUAGUCCAAUGGCUCAAGACGAGUAUUUAUGUAAACAACGCGAGGGCGUAGAAGGGUUACUUAAAGAAAUAAUGGAAUACAGAUACGAUCCCAUCGCGAAUGUGAAGGAUAAUAAUGCACCUUGGAUCAAUGUUAACGACACAGAUGUUGAUCGAGUAAUGAAUCCUGGUUCAAGUCCAAAUAUAGAACUCGGAAUUUGUCCAGGUUGUCUUUCUAUGUACUGUAGAGCAUGUGCGCGAGCACAAGGUGAAGCGUUACAGCAAGUGGAAGCCCUGUUGGCUAGAUUGGAGGCAGCAGAAGCGCUUUAUCCUUCGUCGCAAGCCUUGGCUGCGCAUUAUCCAUUGUAUAAAAGUGCAGAAUUUACUAGUCGAGUAAAAGCAAUGUGUUUGUGGUAUAAUAUGACCAAACAUCAUCGUCUUAAAUUACAAAUUUUGGGAAAAUUACUAAUGAUGUUACAUACCAAGAAAAAACACGAUGAGACUGGAGAUUCUGGGAUAAGUUCACGAGGCUCAGACACAGUUGAUUCUUUGGAACAUCGCCAAACUCUGGUGCGGUUCGAAAUAUCAAAUCAACAAGAAGAAUGCUCCAGUCCCUCAGACAGUAACAAUAGUAAUAAUUCAUCAGCUGGUUUAUCUAUUGUACAAUCAUGGCCCCCUACUCCAGACACUUCUUGCACAUUUACGGAAUACGAGAGAGGCGAGCGACUUGAUUUUUAUUUGGUCGAGUUCGAUCGGCACGCUUACAGGAAGUAUAUCGAAGAUGUGUUGAAAACUCGAGGGCUUGGAAAAAGCUUAAAUUUCCUGGAGAGAUUGCACACUUCUAUCUUGAGAAAAGCAAGACUGACGUUAGAAAAAGGUAAUAUAAGUAAAUCUAGUGACGUAAACGAGGAAUAUGAAGGUGACGAACAGCUGCGUCGAUAUGGUGUAUGGUGUCCUGAAGCAAGAGAAUUGAAUCUUCCAUCGUAUAGAGCCGCUUUUGUAUUUCUUUCCCGAGUGCCGUUGGACGUUGUACACGAAUUCCUGAGAAUGAGAUUAGAACAGAAGCCGGAACAGCCUAGUCCGUUAUCGGUUCGACAACUUAUGCGUGAACUCAGGGAAGGUCUUAGAAUUGCGUGUAUACAUCGUGACAGAUUUGCUGCUCAUUCUUGUGCAGCGGUCGGUAGCGAUGCUGAUACUUGCAACCAUUUGUUCCAAGAAAAUGUAAAAGACUUUGAUGAAAGUUUGAAAGCUGUUUUCGAAGUAUAUCUUGACUAUUUACAACAGUGGGUAGAUAUGGUACAGCAUGAUAGUUUUCAUAAGAACUUGAUCAUGGAUGAGUGGAUAUUUGUAAAAUCGAUCGCAGGAAAUAUAUCGGAUGGGUACAAAAUUGCUGGUGUGAAAUUUUGUGAAAUCGCCAGAACGAUGAUCAAGCAAGUCAAAGAAUUCCUUAACGAAAGACCUCGAGAGAUUAAUGAGAGUACAGAGGAUUGGAACGACGAUGACUGGUUAAACAAAUUACAAGUUAUAUUCGUGGGUCGUGAAUGGCAAGGGAUGUUCGUGGAGGCUCGAGAAAAGGUCGUCAAAAGUGUCACCCUUGCUAGAUGUGUACAACGUGACAUCGAAAAAUGGCCUGUUUUCACCAAGGUGUUGGAAGAAUCAUUAGUAGAUUUAAGGGAAAGAGUUUUGGAUCUACGACAUCAGAUAACAAGUGUUAUUAAGAAUUUUCAACAUGACAUUGAAGAAGUAGAAGAACCAAAGGCUGAAUGUGAUAGAUUUGCUAUGCGUUCAAGAAUAAGAGAAAUACUUCACCAGGCUUAUCGAAUGGGAUUUGACUAUCAUAAAGAGACAUGUAAAUUAUUUGCGCUUGGAGACAAGGCUGUUUUAGCGCGAAGUUUAGUUUCUUUUGCUCUUUUGUGGAUGGAAUUCGUCAGAACACGCUGUGAACGCGGGAGGGGUUUAAGACCUAGAUGGGCAAACCAAGGUUUAGAAUUUUUAAUUACGGUAUGCGAACCGCAUAACACCAAACAUUUGACCGAUGACGAAUUUGAAGAAUUGAAAACAUGUAUGGAUCGUUGUAUAUCACACGUUGUCGGAAGUGCCAAUACUGGCGCGCACGUAGAAGCAGAAAACUUAAGAAGAUUAUCUCGCUCGAGAGCCUCGUCACCUUGUCAUACUAGAAGCAGAACUGCAAGUCUAAGUCUUUCUCAGAAGCCUAAAGAUAUUUUUAAAUCUCCUGAUACCACGUUAAAUCUUAAAAAGUCCUCGCCAAGCGCAAUCGAUGGAAAUGUAGGCGUGAUUUUAAACACGCCUGAUCGUUCGGUAUCCAGACAAGAGCGAGUUAUUCGCGCUAUUACAAAGGUGGAAUCGGAAAUUGACGAAAGGCUCAGGAGCCGUGAACUUAUUGGUCUAGUUACAGAUAGGAAAGCUGUCGAUAGAGUGCGUAUCAAAGCAAGAAGAGUUACUUUUACCUGGCAAAGAGGCAUUAAAAUAGGCCAAGGAAGAUUUGGUAAGGUGUAUACAGUAGUGAACAAUCAAACUGGCGAAUUAUUAGCAAUGAAAGAAGUUCAAUUACAACCGGGCGACCAUCGAGCGAUUAGGCGGGUUGCCGAGGAAUUACAAAUAUUUGAAGGAAUUCAACACAAACAUCUAGUCCGAUACUAUGGUCUGGAAAUACAUCGUGAGGAAAUGUUAAUCUUUAUGGAAUUUUGCGCCGAAGGAACUUUGGAAAGUCUAGUAGCGGGCAGCGGAACUGGUUUGCCGGAAUCGUUAGUUCGAAAAUAUACUCAUCAACUUUUAUCAGCUGUAGCUGUCCUUCAUUCUCAUGGAAUAGUACAUCGUGACAUUAAAUCCGCAAAUAUUUUUUUAACGGAUGAGGCUAAUUGUUUGAAACUUGGAGAUUUUGGAAGCGCUGUACAAAUUAAAGCUCACACUACGAUGCCUGGGGAAUUACAAGGUUUUGUUGGCACUCAAGCUUACAUGGCGCCAGAAGUAUUUAUGAAAUCGGAGACUGGCGGUCAUGGUAGAGCCGCUGAUAUAUGGUCGGUUGGUUGUUGCAUCAUAGAAAUGGCUAGUGGACGACGACCUUGGUCAGAUUAUGAUUCUAAUUAUCAAAUUAUGUUUAAGGUCGGAAUGGGUGAAACACCAACGUUGCCAAAAAAUCUUUGUGUCGAAGGCAUCGACUUGAUCAAUAAGUGCUUGCAACAUGACCCAAAGAAACGAUUAACUGCGCAUGCCUUACUUACAUUACCGUUUGCGCAAGCAUACGAAGAUGUUAAUGCUGACUUAGCGGUACUGCGCCAUCAAGCAUAAUAUAAGAGUUGAAUUAAACAUUUCAACUUGAAAUAAUUACGAGUUUUAUAAUAUUGUCAUCUUCAUCAGGUUAAAUAUAUUACUUAGUUUUACCCUCAGUUACCCCACGGAUACAAAAUGGAACCAACAAAUCUUCCGAUCUCCCGGAUUUGGCUGCUUCGGGAGAACCGAUGAUGGUUCCGUGGUAGACUACAUACCUGAGCCUCAUACUUUUUCCCUCCAGCUCCAAACCUCCUUUUUCUGCUCAUAUGGAAAUCCUAUAAAUUUCAAAAAUACAUGGACUCAUAGUGAUCCCCGUGGGUUAACUCAAGGUUAAUACCAAAAGUACUUGUAGAAGCCCAAGUCUCUCGAUUAUUUUAAUGUUUUUUCUUGACAAUUCUAUUAUUUAGAUGGCUGUGCAGUUUUUAAUACAUAGAAUUAUGUUAUUGUUGUAUGUAAAAUAGAUAUUCAUUUAUUACAAAAAUUUCGUUUCUCAGUCUCGAGGUGAAAAUGAUUAUUCAGCAAUUUUCGUAAGUAUACACUACAGUAGAGAACAAUUUUAUCUAGGUAACGAAUAAGAAUAACGAAUAUUUUAUUUAGAUACAAAUUUAAUCGUAUUACGUAAAUGGACAAAUAAGUAUGUAUUUGCUACGCAAACGAUCUAUUCCGUUUUAGAGCUUUAUGUUAUGUACUUUAACAAUGAUGAAAAUCGCCGCAUUGUUAGAAAAAAUGUAAUUCAAUUAACAAAUGUAAUCUUUAAUCCCAAUUACAAAUAAUUUGUUAUCUUUUAUAACUACCGACUACAAUUACGAUUGUAAUUGUUACACAAUGCAAUUUUAGUGUGUUAAAUGUUGAUUCGAUUACAUUUUAUUUAACGUUGCGUCGAUCUUUCCAAAAUAAAGAUACACGGUGUCUGUAUCGUUCAUAUAUCGAAUAAGUACUUAUUCACUCAUUUACGUUAUUCCAAUAAAUUUUUGUGUAGAUAAAGUUUUCUAGCGAGAGAAGGAUCAAAGUUUUAUCCAACAAGUGAAACGAUUUUAUCUAGAUUCUAUAUUUGUUCAAAUAACGCCGUGUUCCAGCACGUACCGCCUAAUGUAACUAAAGUUGUUCAUAAAAUGUUUGAAAGACUACAGCAAAAUAUUAUGCAGCUGUUAACAUAUAUAAAUUAAAAUUAACAUUCCAAUCCCGAGAGAGGUAUUUGUAUAAUAUAUUCACAAGUGUACUUUAAAUUAUUUUCUAAUCCUUUCCUUUUAGUCAAGCAAUGUACUGUAACUGGUGUAAACACUAUAUUGUAAAUGGAAUAAAAUAGUUACAAAGAUGAUGUCACAAUAGUGUUUAUUUUGCACAAGGAAACGUACACAUAAUACAACAUACUUGGUUUAAAUUAAUUACAGAGGUAUGUCGUGUAUGCUUUCUGUAUAAACAGAAAGCGAAGUGUGCUUACAAGUUUAAUAAUCAUUAGAUAUAUCGCAUACGAAGACGACUAUUUCGCGAACAAUGUUUUACUCACGAUUUCUUGGUCGUUAUCGACAGUUACAAUUCUUAUCAAUUACGUUACUAUCACAUUUUAUAAUUCAUAUGUAUAAUUUCACGCUAGCGAUAGUUGUCUUCGUACGAUUAUUUUUUUUUAGAAGUUUGACCGAACUUUCGAUAUAUACGGUUCAGUUAACUUCAUUUUAUAAGCAAUUCUAUCAGUUACAAGGACGUGUCCUAUUUGAUAAAAUCGUCGCUACGGUGGCUUUCGCCUGAUAUGCGCGAUAUUCUUGGCCGCAAAGGUGCAAUCGCAAUGAUUUUGCGAUACCUAUGAGUAUUUUAAAUAACAUACUAUUUUACCUUACAUCUAAUAGGUAUUUGUAUCUUAAACUAAUACAGAACACUUUCAUAUAUCGUACACAUAUGCGCGGAAUAUCUAUACAUUCUCUUAUGCGUAAAUGCGUAUUUGUUGAUAUGUGCAUACCUGUAUGCAUAGUUGCUUAUGUAUAUAAUUGCAUAUAAUUUUAUUUAGUAACGAUUCAAGGAACCUUCUCAAUUCCUCGCGCCAUUUAAAGAUUCAUUCAGCGAUAAGAAAAAGCAGAACAUCUUAGAGUUUUUAUAUAAAAUUUCUGAUCAACUAGUACUAGCGAUUCGGGCGAACAUUUGUCCGCUUAUUUGAAAUAUAUUUCCAUAAAACAAUCAACCAAAUAUUUGUUUACCGUCGAUAAGAUUGCUAAGAUUAUUUGUUUCAGUUAGAAUUAAUUAUUUAAAUAAUUAAUUUAGAGGUGUUGUAUCAGUAAAUACUAUUUAAAAAUUAUAUGAACCGCGUUAUACGUUAUACAGUGAUUCAUUAUGGAACCGCUAAAGAGUAUUAACAAAUUUUCCAACUGUUCGUUGGUAAAAUUAAAUCACUGACUAAUACUCGAUAAUAAAUCCAUCGUAUAACGACAAUAUACACAUACAUUUAGAUGGGAACUUACAUAAAGCCGCGUACAGACUCAAAAGCCAAGGCGACCGGAGGCAACAUAAGUUCGGAUCUCGCGAGUGCCAACGCGCGCCAAGAUUCGAGCUCGCGCGGGUUCGAUUCGCUUGGCUCUUCGGUCUGUACGCGACGCGAUACACGUGUCUGUACAGAGGAAGUAAUUUACAAUAGAGUUAACGAACUUCGUAAAAUAUCGAUAAUGUCAACAGAUGCGUGUACUUGUGUGUAUUCGGGUCCCAUGGAAAUGACCGACACAGAUUUCGUCGAGGAGAAUUCACUGACGGUAGUUUCGACCAACACCAAUAUUAAUCGCGAUAUACAUUCUCUGCGUGGACAAUUACAUGCGUUAUAGUAGAUAAAUCUUUAAGUUAAACGCAGAAAAUGUAUAUCAAUAUUGCUGUCGAUCAAAUCUAUGUGGUAUCGGCGAAAUCUGUAUCAGUAAUUUCUAUGGGACUCACGUAAUCACGUAUCCACUAAUUGUAAGUUACAAAUACAGUAAACUCUGCUCGUUCGUUACAACCGAGCAAGCGUAACGACGUCAGCACGCGGAUAGCACCGACCGAUAGCAUUUAUACGUUUCGGGUUGAUAAAGUUAAAUCUUUCGCUAUCGAUAGAGUUUGGUACUUAAGAGAAGUAGCUCUAGUUACAGUAGUUAUUAGACGUAGAAGAUUAAAGUGAUAGACAGAUAGAGCUAUCGUCGACGUUCGCCGGUCUAUCAAAGAAGGGCGAAUCGCCGACCUACCUAAGAAUUGGACAGGAAUGUACUGUGCGGGGGCCAACACACGAACGAUUGGCCACGUUUAAAAUGUGUUUGCAACAGACGAGGUCCGUGCGCUAGAAAUCUCUUCUCUACUUAACGUGGUUAGUUUCUCAGUCUCUAAUCGUCUAUUCUGUCUCUUCGUUGCGUCUAUUCGAUAUGUUGCACGGUCAAACUAUAGCGCGAGACAUAAUUAUAACCCACCCAAUGGUUUUGUUUAUGUUUUUUUUUUUUUUGUAUUUAGAGAUACACGAUUCUUAUCACGAGGGAUACCAUUCCCUUUUACAUCGUCACAAGAUCAGUAGAGAGCUGUGACAAUUUGGAAGGGAGGUAGUGCUCUCUAAUCAGAAAUUAUGAGGUUUGCGUAAUAGAAUUUACGGUGUAUGUUUAUGUAACGUAUAUGCUAUAUAAACCAUAUUCGGUUUAAAAGCAAUAAAUAAAUAAUAAUAGAAUUUACGGUGUAAAGCAGGGCUUCUUAAACUUUUGCGCAACCCAAAAGAUAUAAAAUAAGGAUACGUAAAUAUUUUGUGACGAUUUAUUGACUAGGUAACAAUAUAUACAUAAGAAAAAAGCAUGGUUUUAGAAUUUUUUUUAAAAA